AUGGUUAUCAAAAAGCGUCAGAUCCUCUGGGACUGGACAAAUUCAGCUGGUCCAGGAAAUCCAGGUGUUCCCGACAAGAUCAACCAAGUCCCCUUCGGUGGCAACAGCCCAGUCGCCUCUGUCAUAAACUGGAACGCAUGGGUUCCCCCGGAGCUCAAGGACCGAGUGCCGUUCAGGCCUAUGGUUCGCGUUCUUCAGAGUACAUCUGGCAACGAUUGGGCAACGAUAGAAAAUUCUAAGUACCCGAUCAUACUCUUUUUCAACGAGCCUGAGCGUGCUGGCAUAACUCCGGAGCAGGCAAAGGAUAUUUGGUACAAGCAGAUGUUACCCCUGAGAAAGAACAAGGGAAAGAAACUCGGUUCUCCAGCGGUUGCUUCUGACGAUAAUGGUAUCAAAUGGAUCGAAAGUUUUAUGUCACUCGUGUCAAACGACCCUCCCGACUUCCUCUGCUUGCACUACUACUCGACCAACGCCAAUGAUGCCAUCAAGUACAUCGAGAACAUGCACAACAAGUGGCCCAAACAUAAAGUCAUGGUGACCGAAAUUGCAUCCAUUGAUCGCAACUACCAGAAUGUCCUAUCUUUCACCGUUCAGGUCUGCAAUUGGAUGGAUAAUCAAGACUGGGUCUUCGAGUACGGUCUCUUCGACUUCCAACGCAAGGUUGCGGAUAACUUUGUGAGCCCGGCCGCCCAGCUCAUGGACGCGAAUGGUAACUUCACGGAGCUGGGUAAACUAUAUGUUAGCCAGCAGCCCAUGAAGGUGCCUGGAAAAGCAAAUGUCUCCGAAAAAGCAUUUUCUGCAGCUUCUGUCCCUGAGGGUGAUGCCAAAACUGGAAGCCCCGUAUCUCAUGAGACCAACGAUGCUGUUUUCCAGGCCGCCGAGCUUGCUGUGAACGGCAAGAAUGAGCUCACCGCGUCUGCAGCUCUGAGCGGUGACCAACAGAAGGCUCUCGACGUUCAUAACAACAAGAGGAAGGCGAAAGGUCUCCAACCCCUAGCCUGGGAUAACCAGCUUGCUAAGAACGCCGAGGACUACGCCAAGCAUCUCGCACAGAUAGGUAAAUUGGAACACUCUUCCGGUGAUCAACGCCCUAACCAGGGAGAGAACCUUGCGUGGGCUUCUAGUUCAAACACACCUUUGGCUCAGGCUGCAAACAUGUGGUUAGACGAAGAGAAGAACUACCACGGGGAGCCGAUUGGGCAGGGUGACUUCGGAUCUUAUGGUCAUUACACCCAGUGCAUGUGGAAGUCGACCACAAAGCUAGGCAUGGGUUCGGCGAAGGACGCGAAAGGUGGUGUUUACACCGUUGGAAGAUAUUCUCCCCCGGGAAACAUCGUCGGCCAGAAACCCUACUGA
Molecule: messenger RNA, 1356 nt
Organism: Annulohypoxylon truncatum
Lineage: Eukaryota; Fungi; Ascomycota; Sordariomycetes; Xylariales; Hypoxylaceae
Product: glycoside hydrolase family 128 protein
Exons: 5
Coding region: 1-1356 (451 amino acids)
Biological process (GO): fungal-type cell wall polysaccharide metabolic process
Cellular component (GO): fungal-type cell wall
Source: RefSeq, a predicted model, not a curated record